This is a messenger RNA of Medioppia subpectinata, 792 nucleotides long. The record is from the annotation of a GenBank genome assembly. NCBI's taxonomy places the organism in Eukaryota, Metazoa, Arthropoda, Arachnida, Sarcoptiformes, Oppiidae.
AUGAUGGUGACCGACGCCCUACUGGUGCCCACCCAACUCAACUACUUGGUGAAAAAUUGGACCAAGUUCCCCGAGGGUUAUUUUGCUACGUUAAAGCACGUGCUGACCGGUGCCGCGCCGUUAACUGCCGCCACUUACGAGGCGGUCCGCCGGUUACUGCCCGACGUUAGGCUCCGUAAUAGCUACGGUAUGUCUGAGAGUGGUUUUGCGUUGACCGUCCACUCGCCCGACGCCCACCUAUUGACCAAUUGCGAGACUGUGGGCCGAGUGAACCCCGGGAUGCAGAUCGUGGUGAUCGACGAGAAUGGUGUGCCGCUGGGCGCCAACCAAUUGGGAGAGAUAUGCAUGAAAGGCGAUCAGGUAACCCCGGGUUACGUAAACAAUAGUCGUGAAAAUGAACGACUAUUCACUGGGCACUCAUACCUCCGGAGCGGCGAUAUUGGUUAUUAUGACGACAACCACUACUUCUACAUCAUUGGCCGCAUUAAGGAAAUGAUAAUCGUUGACGGCGUAAACAUAGCGUUGGCGGAGUUGGAGCGCCUGUUGACGGGACACAAGUCGGUGGUGAACGCGGCGGUGAUUGCGGUGUCGGACGACGGCCACGGAGAGGUGCCCAUGGCUUUUGUGACGGUGGUUGAGGGCUCGGACGUGACCGAACAGGAGUUGGUGGCCUACGUGGACGGCCAGGUGAACGAGCACAAGAAGUUGAGGGGAGGGCUGAGAAUUGUGGACAAAUUUCCCACCACUCCCAGCGGCAAGAUUAAGAAACCCCAACUUUUAGCUAUCAAAUGA